This is a messenger RNA of Penaeus chinensis, 846 nucleotides long. RefSeq names its product extensin-like. The transcript is spliced from 2 exons. The record is from RefSeq and is a predicted model, not a curated record. Lineage: Eukaryota; Metazoa; Arthropoda; Malacostraca; Decapoda; Penaeidae. Bases 1 to 846 code for a protein of 281 amino acids.
AUGAAGUUCCUGGUCGUGGCGUCAGCGUUGGUCGCGUCGGCGGCGGCGUCUCAGAGAUUCUUGGUUCCACAGUCGCUCUACUCCCACCCUUCGUCUGCCUCGCUCGACUCGUCCUCGUUCAGCCCUUCGACCUCCUCCUUCGCCGUCCCGUCCUUGCGGUCCCACAAGAAGAGCGCCUCCUCGCACAGCCACCCCGUGUACACGUCGCCCUCGCACAUCUCGUCCUCGUACAGCCCUCCGUCGCAUUCCCACGGCAAUGCUUUUUCCAGUUCCUUCUCCGGCCCUCCCUCCCUGUCGUACGGCGCACCGCCCUCGUCUGACUACGGCGCACCGCCCUCGUCCGACUACGGAGCACCGCCCUCUUCAAGCUACGGCGCCCCUGGCCUGGCCGGAGCGCCAUGCGGAGGAGGCAAGAUCAAGAACACGGACGGCAGCUGCGCGUUCCCGAAACUGACGAAGAACGUGUACGUGUUCACGUCGCCGGAGGUGAAGCACCCGUACGUACCCCCCCAGUCACUCCCACCGCCCGAGGUGGAGCACAACGUUGUGUUCAUCCGCACGCCCGACUCGGGCGGCCCGCCGGAGCCCAUCGUCAUCCCUCCGCCCCGCCAGGAAAACGUCGUAUACGUGCUCAGCAAGAAGGAGCAGGAGGCGCCCAAGGUCAUCGAGGUCCCCAGCGACGGCCCGCAGACACCCCAGGUGUACUACGUCAACUACGACGACGGCGACAACCCGAUCCUCCCCGGCGGCAUCGACCUGCAGAGCGCCCUCAGCGCGGCGGUCGACGGCGGCGGCCUGGCGAUCGACAGCGGGACCUACGGCCCCCCGGCGAGUUACUACGCCUAG